Molecule: messenger RNA, 2082 nt
Organism: Mercenaria mercenaria
Lineage: Eukaryota; Metazoa; Mollusca; Bivalvia; Venerida; Veneridae
Product: S-adenosylmethionine mitochondrial carrier protein-like
Exons: 10
Coding region: 157-993 (278 amino acids)
Biological process (GO): transmembrane transport
Cellular component (GO): mitochondrial inner membrane
Molecular function (GO): S-adenosyl-L-methionine transmembrane transporter activity
Source: RefSeq, a predicted model, not a curated record
ACUCUCUUCAAAGGAGGUAAUCGGAAGACAACAACAACAACAACACAAAACAACAUGUUCUGUCGUUUACGCUGUUUGUUGGUUUGAGAAAGGCUGUUGAACUGGGAUGUCACAGAGCCAAUUUAUGUAUUGCUGCCAACAACAGAUAGAUACAUUAUGGAAAAUACACAUGGUUAUAUCCCCUCGGCACUUCUGGCAGGUGGCAUAGCGGGUACCUCUGUGGAUGUGGCACUGUUUCCACUUGAUACAGUUAAGACACGAUUACAGAGUGCUCAGGGAUUCUGGAAAGCCGGAGGUUUCCAUGGUAUAUACUCGGGUCUUGGGUCAGCGGCACUUGGCUCUGCACCUACAGCGGCAUUGUUCUUCCUGACAUAUGAGAGUGUGAAGCAUUUUGCUGGCAGUGAGACACAUUGGUCACCUGUUGUUCAUAUGUGUGCAGCGUCUUCAGGAGAAGUUGGUGCAUGUUUGAUACGUGUUCCAGUGGAGGUGGUUAAACAGAGAGCCCAGGCAAACAGAUACAUGUCUUCCUUGCAAGUCUUGAAAAAUACAGUUGCCGCAGAGGGUUUUAGUGGUCUGUACAGGGGAUAUAUCAGCACCGUUAUCAGAGAAAUACCAUUUUCAUUUAUACAGUUUCCUGUGUGGGAGUAUCUGAAGAAAACAUGGUCAGAAUAUCAAAAGUCUGAAGUAGAACCAUGGCAGUCAUCUGUAUGUGGAGCUAUAGCAGGAUGUACUGCAGCAGGGAUAACAACACCUUUAGAUGUAGCCAAAACUAGGAUUAUGUUAGCAGAGAAAGACAGUCUUUUAUCAAGAGGUAGUAUCAGAUAUGCUUUAACAGUAGUCCACAAAGAAAAAGGUGUCAGAGGAUUUUUCAGUGGAAUAUUACCACGUAUGAUGUGGAUAUCCAUUGGUGGCGCAAUAUUUCUUGGAGUCUACGAUAAAGUUAAAAAGACGGUCAGCAAGUACUAUCUCAAGAAACAUGAUCAUAUAACAUGAUAUAUGAACAUAGAAUAGGAUUUUACAAUUAAUUUAUUACCUGUGAUAAAUCUGUAUUGUGUCUUAAACAAAAGAGAAAUUGCUUUAGGUAAAUGUAUGUAACUAUAUACUUUACAAUAAAUAGUCACAAAAUUAUAAAGGACAGAACCCUGUAGCCUAUGCUAGUAAUGGGAAGCAUGCAUAAUAACUGAUUAUUGCGUGCUGUGGUAAGUGCAAAUAACCAAGAGUUACUUUAGAUAUAUAAUAAGUAACAAGUUAAAUUGCAGUGGUGUGCAUUAAAUGGUUUAUGUCACCUUGAUUAGCGCAUGGCACAAGCGGUUGUGCUAGUAUAGGUUUAUGCCGAUGACCACUUAACAUUCGUAAUUACCAUGUAAUGAUUUUGUGAGAACAUGUGACUUUACCGGCAAAAUGAGCAGUUAGUUCAAGAUCAGUUGUGUGUGUGCUUGAAGGUGAAAAAAGGAGAUUGUUUGGUAAAUGUUCCCUCAAAAAUGUGUUGUGUUUAGCCUGCUAGUGGCAAGUGAUUCUGCCUUUGCGACCGUGCAGGCUGAUCAUGGUCUGCCCUGUUCACUGUUCAGUAAGUAAAUUUUCAAUCAACACCUUUGAAUAACAAAUAGUACUGCCCAAAUUGAAUGAUGGACCAGUCCAUUUUAGAAAUUUAGCAGGCUAAGGUUAAUAUGGUGUUUACAUAUAAUACAAUGUCUACUUUUGACACCAUUGCAAGCACAGCAGUAACUUCCCAGACUUCCAUCAUGGUGAGCGAAAGGCAUCAGUAAUAUUACAUUGAAUGGCAGUUUUUACAUGAUUAGUUUAUACUAAUUUAUGUUUUACUUGCUUCGGCAUUAUUUGCAGUUGAUUUAUAGAAAACUUUAAGUUGUCAAAACUGUUAACUGCAAUUUGCUUUGUUGAAUUUUUAGGCUUUGUUGAAUCAACAACUUUGAUAAAAAUAACAAUGUUUUGGACUUUAGUACACAUUUUUUAUAGGGAAUUCUUUCUUUUUGUAUGUUUAUACAGAUUUUUCAAGCUUAAAAUGAAAUUUUGUUUAAGACUGCAUAAUACAUAUUUUAAGAAAAAUAAAACAGUAAAAUUGAA